CUUAUAGUCAGAUACGUCUUAUUGAAGAAUGUCUCAGAGCAAGGUGAUCAUAAUAACAGGUGCCUCGCGUGGCAUUGGCCUCGCAGCUUCUCAAUAUCUCCUGUCGCAAGGCCACAAAAUCGCCGCAGUAGCGCGCAGCAAAGAGCCAUUGGAGAAGCUCGCUGCCCAAUCCCCCGACCAGGUGCUACCACUUGCGCAAGACCUGUCCAGCCUGACGAUUGGCAAGGACAUCGUCGAUGCCACUCUCAAGAAAUGGCAGCGCAUAGACAGUGUGAUUAUCAACCACGGGACUUUGGAUCCGAUCAAGCGGGUGGCGGACAUGUCGCCCGAGGAGUGGAGGAGCGCUUUUGAUAUCAACGUCUUCAGUGGCGUAGGAUUGAUUCAAGCAGCUCUUCCCUCCCUCCGCCAAUCCAAAGGCACCAUUAUUCUCACCUCGUCGGGCGCCGCUGUCUCCGCAUACUCGACCUGGGGGACAUACGGAGCCGCCAAAGCCGUCCUUAACCACCUCGCGCUGACUCUCUCCGUAGAAGAACCGGAUGUGACGUCAGUCUCUAUCAGGCCUGGCACAGUCGACACGGAGAUGCAGCGUGAAAUACGAGAAAAGCAUCACACUUCUAUGGACGCGCACGACGUGAAGAAAUUCGCCAGUCUCAAGAGCGAAGGGAAGCUCCUGCGGCCCGAGCAGCCAGGUCAUGUCAUCGCAAAGUUGGCUGUUGGGGCGUCGAGGGAAUUGAGUGGGAGGUUUUUAAACUGGAACGAUAAGGAUCUUGCCGCUUUUCAGUAAGAGAAGAGCUGUUCAAGAGCCCAACUAAAGCAGACCGAUCCACUCAGGCUGAGAGUUUUCCCUCUUCCUUGUCCCACCCAGGGGCAAGCACAAGGAUGAGAAAAAGUGCGCUACACAGAUGGCAGGCAACCAAGAUAUCACAUCUACCUGCUCUGUGUUCAGCGCAAGUCGGUAAUCCUGAUAGCGAGGAUCAUUAACCGAUGCAAUGUUUCAAUAUCCUCGCACUGAAAUAACAAAUUUUCAAAACUGUUGCAAUCAUUGGUUAUCAUUCUAGGCUCAUCACCCUGUGACGUAUCGUAAGAGUUAGUGUAAGUCUGGCAAAAGUACCUACGAAGGCACAUUACAUGGUUCUUGUUCGCGGCAGUCGAGGAAAAUAAUAAAAAAAAACAAUGGAAAAAUGUACGCUACACGUUAGGUCCAAGAUAAGAAACAAACGAGAACGAGGCCCGAGAGUCAAUCGUCGUCAGUCAUCGCAGUCGGUCCUCGGCUCGUCAGUUACGUCUACAGUGUGUGCGAC
Verruconis gallopava is the source of this 1301-nucleotide messenger RNA. RefSeq lists its product as uncharacterized. Gene Ontology annotation, molecular function: oxidoreductase activity, acting on NAD(P)H, oxygen as acceptor. The transcript has 3 exons. Gene Ontology annotation, cellular component: intracellular anatomical structure. Bases 29 to 784 code for a protein of 251 amino acids. NCBI's taxonomy places the organism in Eukaryota, Fungi, Ascomycota, Dothideomycetes, Venturiales, Sympoventuriaceae. The record is from RefSeq and is a predicted model, not a curated record.